Messenger RNA from Phialemonium atrogriseum, 1078 nucleotides. RefSeq names its product putative coiled-coil domain-protein. Lineage: Eukaryota; Fungi; Ascomycota; Sordariomycetes; Cephalothecales; Cephalothecaceae. The record is from RefSeq and is a predicted model, not a curated record. The transcript is spliced from 2 exons. The coding region runs from base 169 to 903 and encodes 244 amino acids.
UCUUUGAGUCUGACCGACGGAUGAGGUCACGACAACCACCGAGAAAUCUCGACGACCGAGACACCUAUCGCCAAACGAAAAAAGCGGCAUGAUUCACAUGAGUGAUAGUACCCAAUGAAAGAAUAGUUGAAGGGUUUCAAAGGUUUAGUGACUCCCUAGGUAGCCGAGAUGGCGCCUCGAUUCGACUCACCUCCUCCCACCCCAAACUCAUUUUCAAGGCCCAAACCGAGGCCGCCAAAGUCGCCGGCUCAAGUCGCUCAAAUUCGGGUUCGAAACCGGAGGCGCGAAUAUCUAGAGAGGAACCCGGAGUAUCUCAAGUCCGCGGAGCAUGAGUUUGCCGACCCCCUCCUCUACGAUUCCCUCAUCCGCAGCUUCCACACCCCCGCGGAACGAGAAGCCGAGGGCCGAGCAAAGGGCUACUCCCGCACGCUAGAGAUCUCCCUCCUCCGGGGCGAAGCCCGCCUGGCGAAGCUAGCAAGCGAGGCAGGCGGCGGCGGUGACGACGACGACACCCGCCCCGCAGGUCCCGCAGCAGGGGCCAUGGCGCCACCUGCGACGGGGUUCGCGCUGGACGCGGACAUUGCGCCCGCUCCGACGACGCGGGAGGAGGGCCGGGAGCGGUGGGAGGCGUUCGUGCGGGACCGGUUCGUGGCGGGGCGGGACGACGAGUUCGAGUACCGCGCCGUCGAUGAGGACGACGACCUCGACGUGCUGGAGAGGAUGGAUCUCGAGGAGGCGUGGUUCGACGACGAGACGCCGGAUUGGGCAAGCGGCGCUGGGGAGGGGGCGCGCGGGGGUGAGCAGGUGGCGGAGGUGGAGGUAGAGGAGGAGGAGGAGGAGGUCGGGAGGGGUUCGCGGCCGGAGAGGAUACUGCAUGGAGAGACGGGCGUGCAGGACUUCUGAGUUGGGCCUCAACACCUUGAGAUUGACAUGGGACUCGUUGCCUCCCUGCCAUCCGUGCGAAUCCCACCUCACCCUCGACCUCUAGGCCUCCUGAGGUCGGGCUUUCAGGAGUGGCCAACAAAGAGAUAAUGCAAACAGGGCAUGGCAGGCAUCUGUUCAUACGACAACCCCUUCA